Enhydra lutris kenyoni (northern sea otter) is the source of this 1290-nucleotide messenger RNA. It is a transcript of the gene HCRTR1, whose product is annotated as hypocretin receptor 1. Bases 1 to 1290 code for a protein of 429 amino acids. Gene Ontology annotation, biological process: feeding behavior; G protein-coupled receptor signaling pathway. NCBI's taxonomy places the organism in Eukaryota, Metazoa, Chordata, Mammalia, Carnivora, Mustelidae. Gene Ontology annotation, cellular component: membrane. Gene Ontology annotation, molecular function: orexin receptor activity. The transcript is spliced from 7 exons. The record is from RefSeq and is a predicted model, not a curated record.
AUGGAGCCCUCGGCCACCCCAGGGGCCCAGACUGGGACCCCCACUGGCGUUGGGGACCCAUCACCAUCCCUGGUGCCUCCUGACUACGAAGACGAGUUCCUGCGCUACCUGUGGCGUGAUUAUCUCUACCCAAAGCAGUAUGAGUGGGUCCUCAUCGCUGCCUACGUGGCUGUGUUCCUUGUGGCCCUGGUGGGCAACACGCUGGUCUGCCUGGCUGUCUGGAGGAACCACCACAUGAGGACAGUCACCAACUACUUCAUCGUCAACCUGUCCCUGGCUGACGUGCUUGUGACAGCCAUCUGCCUCCCGGCCAGCCUGCUGGUAGACAUCACUGAGUCCUGGCUCUUCGGUCAUGCCCUCUGCAAGGUCAUCCCCUAUCUACAGGCCGUGUCUGUGUCGGUGGCGGUGCUGACUCUCAGCUUCAUCGCCCUGGACCGCUGGUACGCCAUCUGCCACCCGCUGCUGUUCAAGAGUACUGCGAGGCGCGCCCGUGGCUCCAUCCUGGGGAUCUGGGCUGUGUCCUUGGCCAUGAUGGUGCCCCAGGCUGCCGUCAUGGAAUACAGCAGCAUGCUGCCUGAGCUAGCCAACCGCACCCGGCUCUUCUCCGUCUGUGAUGAACACUGGGCAGACGACCUCUACCCCAAGAUCUACCACAGUUGCUUCUUCAUUGUCACUUACCUGGCCCCACUGGGCCUCAUGGCCAUGGCCUAUUUCCAGAUCUUCCGCAAGCUCUGGGGCCGCCAGAUCCCCGGCACCACAUCAGCCCUGGUGAGGAACUGGAAGCGGCCCUCAGACCAGUCGGACGACCCGGGGCAGGGCCCGAGCGCAGAGCCCCCGCCCCGGGCCCGGGCCCGGGCUUUCCUGGCUGAGAUGAAGCAGAUGCGGGCGCGGAGGAAGACGGCCAAGAUGCUGAUGGUGGUGCUGCUGGUCUUUGCCCUCUGCUACCUGCCCAUCAGCGUCCUCAAUGUCCUCAAGAGGGUGUUCGGGAUGUUCCGCCAAGCCAGCGACCGAGAAGCCGUCUAUGCCUGCUUCACCUUCUCGCACUGGCUGGUGUAUGCCAACAGCGCUGCUAACCCCAUCAUCUACAACUUCCUCAGUGGCAAAUUCCGGGAGCAGUUUAAGGCCGCCUUCUCCAGCUGCCUGCCUGGCCUGGGUCCCUGCUACUCUCCGAAGGCCCCCAGCCCCCGCUCCUCUGCCAGCCACAAGUCCUUGUCCUUGCACAGCCGGUACUCCGUCUCCAAAGUCCCCGAGCACGUGGUGCUCACCACUGUCACCACGGUGCUGCCCUGA